This is a messenger RNA of Zea mays, 726 nucleotides long. Its product is annotated as polyamine oxidase 3. The coding region runs from base 61 to 726 and encodes 221 amino acids. NCBI's taxonomy places the organism in Eukaryota, Viridiplantae, Streptophyta, Magnoliopsida, Poales, Poaceae. The transcript has 7 exons. Gene Ontology annotation, biological process: polyamine catabolic process. Gene Ontology annotation, cellular component: peroxisome. Gene Ontology annotation, molecular function: polyamine oxidase activity. The record is from RefSeq and is a predicted model, not a curated record.
AAGGUGUUUGAGACCAUACUGGAAGAGACUGGCAAAUUGAGGGAAGGAACCAAUGAAGAUAUGUCUAUCGCAAAAGCCAUUGCAAUUGUUAUGGAUAGAAAUCCACAGUUGAGGCAAGAAGGGAUUGCUCAUGAAGUUCUUCAGUGGUAUUUGUGCCGUAUGGAGGGUUGGUUUGCCACUGACGCAGAUUCAAUUUCACUACAGGGCUGGGAUCAGGAGGUGCUGCUUCCAGGUGGCCAUGGCCUCAUGGUUCGUGGAUAUCGUCCAGUUAUAAAUACUCUUGCAAAAGGCUUAGAUAUACGUCUCAACCAUAAGGUUUUGGAAAUUGUUCGCCACCGGAACAGGGUAGAGGUUACUGUAAGCAGUGGCCAAACGUUCGUUGCGGACACUGCAGUGGUCACUGUUCCGUUGGGUAUCUGGUACGGUUUCUUCAAAGAAAUUGAUGCCAAGAAGAAGCGUGGAGGUCUUGAAGAUCUGGAACUGCAGGUGCAGAAUGCUAUUGCAGCAGCAGCAGCUGCAGCUCCACCCAAGGAAAGCAAUAGUGUCAGCAGCAACGAUCCUGGCAGCUCGUCCUCUGUGAUUUUUCCGUCUGGUCCAGCUGAUCAAGUCCCUGUUCCUGCUACCUCUCCAGAAAUUGAGCCCCGUUUUGCAAACCAAAUCCCUGCUGCUUCUUCGAAGGUUAAGGCACCAUGCCUGGCAGAUUCUCAGAUUGCAGAUUCUGUUUGA